Molecule: messenger RNA, 1007 nt
Organism: Podarcis muralis (Common wall lizard)
Lineage: Eukaryota; Metazoa; Chordata; Lepidosauria; Squamata; Lacertidae
Gene: PLA2G1B
Product: phospholipase A2 group IB
Biological process (GO): phospholipid metabolic process; fatty acid biosynthetic process; arachidonate secretion
Molecular function (GO): signaling receptor binding; calcium ion binding; phospholipid binding
Source: RefSeq, a predicted model, not a curated record
UCUAGCGGCCGCAUUCUGGAUUAGUUGUAGUUUCCGGGUCACCUUCAAAAUUAGCCCCACGUAGAGUGCAGGGUGGUGGAAAAACCACCAGGGUUAUGUUUUUAAAAGGGUGUUUUUGAAACGAGAUUCCUCUCUAGCGAAGGUUAAGCUGUGUAUUGGAAAGGGAAAUGGCUGCUUUUCCACUGGCCUUGCUUGACACUCAAGCCACCACCCCGGUCAACCUCUAACGGAAGAAGGAUGCUUAUAGAAAGGUAAACAGGGCACUCUUAUCUCGGAUCCAGGUGCCAAGGGGAGGGCAGGGUAUAAAGAUGCAGGGAAGUGAAGGACGGCCACAAGGAAUUGAACACCUGACGAAAUGAACCUCGCCCUCCUCCUAGUUCUCGUGGCAUCAGUGGGCACUGCCCAUGCUUCUGUCCUCCGGAACCUGUGGCAAUUCCGUAACAUGAUCAAAUGCACCAUGCCAACCAGUGACCCCCUCAGGGAUUACAACAACUACGGCUGCUACUGUGGUUUGGGGGGCAGCGGGACGCCAAUUGAUGCCCUGGACACCUGCUGCCAAAUCCACGACAACUGCUAUUCCGCAGCCAAGAAGCACCCGGACUGCACUUUCAUCCUGGACAAUCCUUACACAAAAACCUACUCCUACACCUGCUCUGGCACCGAAAUCACCUGUGCAGAAAAGAAUAACGAGUGUGAGGCUUUCAUCUGUAAUUGUGACCGCAGCGCCGCCAUCUGUUUUGCGGGGGUUCCGUACAACAAGGAUUACAAGAACCUGGAUACCAGCAAAUUCUGCAAGUGAUGAACUGGCAACCCAGUUCAAAAGGCUCCUCAAGCAGGGGAGCUAUCGGAGACCCGGCUUAAAAGAAAGCUUCGUGCUGAGUUUGUUUGCUGCUGCAAAUUUAGGAGGAUUGUUUUGUGUGAUUUUUUAUGAAGGUGUGCUGGUGGGUGGGUGAUUCCCUGAAAUCCUUUAAAUGUGCGAAUAAUAAAUAAAUGAAUGAACAAACAAA